Messenger RNA from Nilaparvata lugens (brown planthopper), 3221 nucleotides. RefSeq names its product DNA replication licensing factor MCM4 (gene dpa). Gene Ontology annotation, biological process: mitotic DNA replication initiation; DNA replication; DNA strand elongation involved in DNA replication. Lineage: Eukaryota; Metazoa; Arthropoda; Insecta; Hemiptera; Delphacidae. The transcript has 15 exons. The coding region runs from base 167 to 2836 and encodes 889 amino acids. Gene Ontology annotation, cellular component: nucleus; MCM complex. The record is from RefSeq and is a predicted model, not a curated record. Gene Ontology annotation, molecular function: ATP binding; single-stranded DNA binding; single-stranded DNA helicase activity.
AAUUUUCCCGCGGUUUUUGGCUGAAGGAUGAAAAAGUGAGGUUAGAUCUCUAAACUCAAAGUAAUUUCAAUCUUCUUCAUUUCACUCUAUCUUCAGGAACGUCAAAACUUUUGAGUAUCGUCUAAGUGCAAAUAAGUCUUUCAAACGCAAUUUUUUAAUCAGCAUAAUGUCAAGCCCAGGGAGACCGCGCGGCUCGCGAACGCCGUCGUCACAAGCGUCGCCACGCCGCACGACCCCGCGUCGCGGCGCUGCCGGCACGCCGACACAUAGCAGCUCGCAGCAGCCGUCGUCACAGGCGUCCACCCCUCUCCGCUAUGGCGCCGCCAACCGACGUCAACAACCGCAGCAACAGAGUGAGCCCGACUUUGUCGUCGAGCCGUCCGACCCGCUGUCUCUCCCCUCUCUUUCCCCCGCCGCACCCAACUCUGUCAUACAGCCGACUAGUCCGUUUGCUGUCGGAAUGAGUGAGAUAGACAUCAGCUCUCCAUUGAACUAUGGCACUCCCAGUUCGAUGGCGUCGGUACGCACUCCCCGCUCAGGCAUUCGCGGCACGCCGAUUCGCCUGCGACCUGACAUCAGGACAGACCGUCGUAUUCGACAAGUCAACGUUGCCUCUUCCGAUGCUGGAGAACCGUCUUCUGAAAUACAACCAGUAGCCGGCACUCAGAACGAGGACGCGGCGCCUAAUCUGGUGAUCUGGGGCACUGACGUGGUGGUGGCCAGGUGCAAGCAGAAGUUCAAGCACUUCAUCAACAAUUUCGUCGAGCAAAAUGCUGACGAGGAUGAGCGCAUGGACAACAUGGACGCCAACCAACCUCUCUAUCUGCAGAAACUCGAAGAGAUCCACAUUCUGGAAGAGCUCUACCUGAACGUUAACUGCCUCCAUCUUGAGACCUUCGACGGCGAGCUGUACCGGCAGCUGGUGAGCUACCCUCAGGAGGUGAUCCCCACCCUGGACAUGGCCGUCAACGAGAUGUUCUUCGACAAGCACCCGGCCGCCAUCUUGGCGCACCAGAUCCAGGUGCGACCGUUCAACGCGCACAAGACCAAGAACAUGCGUCAGCUCAACCCCGAGGACAUUGAUCAGCUCAUCACCAUCAGUGGCAUGGUUAUCAGGACAAGCAACGUGAUGCCGGAGAUGCGCGAGGCAUUCUUCCAGUGCAUGGUGUGUGCGCUGACAUGUUCGGUGGAAAUGGACAGAGGCCGAAUCGCCGAGCCGACUCUUUGCAGCAACUGCAACACCAACCACUGCUUCACGCUCAUCCACAACCGGUCGCAGUUCACCGACAAGCAACUAGUGAAGCUCCAGGAGUCUCCUGACGACAUGCCGCCAGGCCAAACUCCGCACACUGUGGUGCUAUUCGCACACAAUGACCUUGUGGACGCCGUACAGCCGGGAGACCGAGUGACCGUUACGGGCAUCUAUCGCGCCGUUCCCAUUCAGGUCAACCCGCGCAUGCGCAAUGUACGCAGUGUCUACAAGACGCACGUCGAUGUUGUGCACUUCCGCAAGCUGGACUCGAAACGACUGUACGAGCAGGAAGAGGGAAAAGACCAUAGAUUUUCACCCGAGCGUCUUGUCCUGCUGAAGGCCCUGAGUGAGCGAGAAGACUUGUACGAGCGUUUGGCGCAUGCUAUUGCGCCUUCCAUCUACGAAAACGAGGAUAUCAAGAAAGGCAUUCUCCUGCAAUUGUUUGGAGGCACUAGGAAGACUCACACUACGUCAGGAAGAGCGAAUUUCAGAUCUGAACUGAACAUCCUGUUGUGCGGAGACCCGGGCACGAGCAAGUCCCAGCUGCUGUCAUACGUGUAUGACCUGGUGCCUCGCAGUCAGUACACCAGCGGCAAGGGCUCAUCAGCCGUCGGGCUCACCGCCUACGUCACCAAAGACCCCGAAACCCGUCAACUGGUUCUGCAGACGGGCGCAUUGGUUCUGGCAGACAAUGGAAUCUGCUGCAUCGAUGAAUUCGAUAAAAUGAAUGACGCCACUCGGAGUGUUCUUCAUGAGGUUAUGGAACAGCAAACGCUGAGCAUAGCAAAAGCAGGAAUUAUUUGUCAGUUGAACGCGAGAACUUCGAUUUUGGCUGCUGCUAACCCAGUCGAAUCCCAGUGGAACAAAAAUAAGACAAUCAUUGAAAAUAUCAUGCUUCCUCACACGCUCCUGUCCAGAUUCGACUUGAUUUUCCUCAUUCUGGAUCCACAAAGUGAGCAAUUCGACAGGAGACUGGCCAGACAUCUGGUUUCUUUGUAUUAUAAAUCGCACAGUGCCGAAGAUGAUGAACUGAUGGACAUGGGACUCCUGCGUGACUACAUAGCCUAUGCGAAGGAACACGUGCAGCCGAAACUGACAGACGUGGCAGGUGAAAUGCUGGUCAGCACCUAUGUGCAAAUGCGUAAAAUGGGCUCGGGUCGCGGCCAGAUAUCGGCCUACCCUCGCCAGCUAGAGUCGCUCAUUCGCCUCGCCGAGGCCCACGCCAAGAUGCGCCUCUCCGAAAAGGUCGAGAAGCAGGAUGUCGAGGAGGCAUGGAGACUGCACAGAGAAGCGCUGAAACAGUCGGCGACCGACCCGCUGUCGGGCAAGAUCGACGUGGGCAUUCUGACGACCGGCCUGAGUAUGGCGGCCCGCAAGCGACGCCAGGAGUUGACGCAGACCAUUCGCAAGCUGCUCACCGCCAAGGCCAAGGGCUCCUCGGUCAGCUAUCAGAAGACACUCUCCGACAUCCGCGAGGCCUCGCAGCUGAUGGUUACUCGAGAAAUGUUUGAAGAUUCCGUUAAAGAAUUGCAAGAUGAGGGUGUUAUUAAUGUCGUCAGUCGUAAUACAAUCAGAAUCCUAUAAGAGAAAAAUACUAUCAUUCUGUAUCAGAAACCCAUUAUUAUUCCAUCUGCUAUCAUAAGCACUCCAAAGUAACUUUCAUAACAUUUCAAUGACUUUAACAUGGGUUGAACUUGAAUGCGGACUUGAGAAUUAAAGUCCCCAAUGUAAGAAUUUUUCAGAUUCUUAAUACUAAUUAUUCUAGUUUGAUUCCAUUUUUAUUACCUAUGAACAACUUCUUGAGUCCUAAUUUACCAAUUUAUAUUGUCAGUCAUUCUUCAUUCCGAAUAUAUGUAUUCACUGAUGAAAAUCCUCAGAAUUGUAUUCACCAAUAAAUAGGGCUGAUAAAGCAUUAUAUGAAUACUUUGUAAUAGUAUUUUGUAAAAAUAAAAAAUAUGUUUCUCAAGUU